GUUGAGCAAAGAGGGUGUAAUUUUCGGAAUUGCUAAUUUUCGUUUCUAGAUUCGGAUUACCGUGUCAGUUUAUGGAUAUUUCCGAUAUCUGUGUUUUUCUCAAAGACAUAUUCCCUGAUACUUGUUCUUAUUUCGAGAAUGAUUUGUUAUUUGUUUGGAUAGCUUUAGUGUUGGAAUUGAGCUAUAAAACCACUAUUGGCUUGGAUGUUUCUUGGGAGAUGUUAGUUCUUAUGUCUCGGAAUAUAUUAGAUGACAGCAAUUGUGUUCUAUGUCUGGUCUAGUUAUUAAUACAGUGUUUGGACAAAAUUUGUUAUUACUUGGAUGAAUUGACUAAGGAAUUUUGAGGCAAUAGUGAAUUUAGGAUGCUGUGUCAGUUUGGAUUCUGUGAUAAUCAAUAACAAAUAUGUUGUAUUUCCAUAUUCAAAGGCAUGCUUUUAAUUCAAAAUAUCUAAAAAAGAAUUUUUGGCUUACACAAAUAGUUAUAACAAUGCCUUAGAGACUAAAAAUGCAUUAAAUUAAUGGUAUUUAGCUCUUCUCAAAUCAAUUAGCUUUUAACUUUUACAGUUUUCACUAAAUUUACCAAAUGAAAUUAAUAGACUGUGUUAAGGACACUGGAUGUUAAAGUAAUCUGGAAGUCCUUUAAAAGCAGACUGUCUUGUAAACAACAAAAUUGUGAGGUGCUGAAAUAGAAGUUAUACAGGAAACUACCAUUGAUGAAGAGCUUGCAAUCCUUGCAGUAAAACUGUUAAGCUUAUAACUGAAACAGUUACUGCUUCUGAUGAAGGUGUCAAAGAGCUAGUUGGUAUUGAAGCGAAUGUUGAAAAGGAGGGUAAAAUGGAGAAAGAGUUUGCUGAUUUGAAUAAAGAUAUCAGUGAUCUUGUUGAAAAGGAGAACAAAAUGGAAACAGAAGUUACUGAAAAAGUGGUGGUUGUUGAAAAUGUUUCGGAAAUAGAUGUAGAUAAGAAUGAGAAGAAAUCAGUGGAUAAAGCUAAGACAGAGGAAGGAGAGAUAAUUGAGUUAGCAGUUGCAAACAAUCAGGUAGGAACCAUGCAAUCAAGUAGAAAUGAAAAUCUAGAUGAGAAACAAGACAUUGCUGUUGAACAUGUUUUAAAACCUUGCAUGGAAGAAGGAUUUAUAAAUGACUUAUUAGAGUGUGCUAACAUUGGAAUGAUUGAACAAUGUUUAGCUGUGGAGGUUGUUGAUAAUACAAGUCUUCAUGAAUGUGCUAACUAUACUCAAAGGAAAAGUCAUAAAUCUGAAGUGGCACAGAAUUUAAGUAAUGUUAUAUCGAAGAUAACUGAAGGAAAACUUGGGGCAGAAAAACAUGGUGAACUAAAAGAUAAGAUCAUUGAGGAAGUCUCAGACCAACCUGAAAAAAACAAUCCCGUUGAAAACAAUGCGAGUUCUGAGAGUGGAGAAAUUGAUGAAGAAAUGCAAGAAAAGGAAACAGGUCAGGGAUUUGAGAUUCAUGAAAGACUUGCUGAUGAAGACUGUGAUCUCAUUAUUGAAGAAAGUGAAUGUGUUGAAAUAGUAGAAGAACAAAUGGCUGAAGAAGUAAGAGGUAAAUUGGCCUCAUUAAAUUUCGACUUAUUCAGUGAUAAAAAUGUGACUUCUUCCAGUGGUAAACUUCAUAAGGCUGCUAAGGAAAUGCAAAUGCAUGAAACUGGAUAUGCAAGUGAUAUUCUAGAAAGUCUUGCUGAUGAAGACAUUGAUGAUGUUAAAGAUGAAAGUGAAAGUGUUGAAAUUGUAGAAGAAGAAUUGACAGAAGAAGUUAAAUGUAAAGUGGCUUCAAUCCAUUUUGACUUUUUCAGAGAGUUAUUUGCAGAUAGAAAAGGUUCGGAAUCUGAUGAUACACAAACGGGAAGUACUUUUUGCCUUCACAUUUCUGAAAAUGAAGGUGAGAGUGAGUCAGAUGAUACACAUGAAGGAAUGCAAUAUGCAACUGAAGAAGACAUAGAACAAGAUGUGUGUUUUGAAGAAACAUGUGCAAUGGCAUUUGAAGCACAGGCACCAAAAGUACCGGAUGUGCUAGAACUUAAAACUGUUGAUUUCAUCAAGGAAAACAAAGAUGAUAUUUUUCAAUCACCUGAUAGUGAAGGAUCUUUGAUUAUCAACGCCGCCUUAUCAGAGGAUGAGGACUUUCAUAGGAUUAUGUCAAGGCCGGAUGACAGUGACCUUGAACCAAUGAACAGCCUUGACCUAGUUCCAGGGUCUGACCUUGAUGAGAGCAUUCACAGUCAAGGUCAUGCAGAGGAAUGGGUUAAUGAUGAAGAUGAACGGGAAGAUGUUCAAAAAAAGACUUUUACCAAAUGGAUAAACUCCCAGCUGUCGAAGUCUGGGCGGCCAACAUUAGCAGACUUGUCAACGGACCUUCGAGAUGGAACUCACCUGCUUUCCCUCAUCGAGGUUCUCAGUGGAAUCAGUCAGGUUCGAGAAAAGGGUCGAAUGCGUGUUCACCAUAUCAACAAUGUGAAUCGAGUAUUGGACGUCUUGGAACGGCAGUAUAAUAUUAAGCUUGUGAACAUUAGCAGCAAUGACAUUGUGGACGGUAACCAGAAACUGACGCUAGGUCUUGUUUGGUCCAUUAUUCUACAUUGGCAGGUGAAGGAUGUUAUGAAAGACCUGAUGGACGAUUUGCGCCAAACGAACCUGGAGCGUACAUUACUGGUGUGGUGUCGCCACUCCACUCAAGGGUAUGCUGACGUUGAUGUAAAGAAUUUCACGACAAGUUGGCGAUCUGGUCUCGCCUUUAAUGCCCUUAUUCAUAAAUACAAGCCAGAGUUGUUUAACUAUGAGGCCCUUCUUUCAAAAACAGCGGAAGAAAGGUUGGAGCAUGCUUUCAAUGUGGCGCACGAAAACCUCGGGGUGGAUCCUCUUCUUGAUCCAGAGGAUGUUACUGUGGAGACCCCUGACAAGAAGUCAAUCAUCAUGUACCUGACGUGUCUGUUUAAAGUCCUACCCCACACAGAUAUUCCCACUGACCCAGAUAGGGACAUCUCACUCUCACCCACCACGCCCAUUUCACCGGGCUCAUUUUCAAAAUCGAUGAAUAUCGGGAUACAGGAGUCGAAAACAUCUGGGAUGGCUGCAUCGUUAAGUUCCCCAUCAAGUCGCCAAAGUACUAUGAGUUCUAGUGGCUCUGUCGACCUUCUCUCGUAUCAAGACAGCCUCGAAAAUGUGCUCACAUGGCUGCUUGAAGCAGAAGAGGUCAUUGAAAAACAAAAACCAAUCGGAGAGGACGUUACAGUAGUGAAGAAACAGUUCUCUGAACAUGAGGAAUUUAUGCUGGAACUAACGAGACACCAAGACAGUAUUGGCGCGGUGUUACGUGACGGAAAUGACCUCAUUGUGGAGGGCAAGGUCAAGGCGGAAGAGGAACAAGAAAUUCGAGUUCAGAUGGGGCUGCUCAAUAAUCGAUGGGAGGAACUGAGAUUGAAGGCGUUAGAACGACAGAGCAAGCUUCAAAUUACCCUGAUGUCGCUACAACAAAAACAGUUAGAUGAACUAGCAACCUGGCUGACCCAGAUGGAAGCUCGGAUCAGUGUCGCUGGGAAGCUUGGUUCAGAUCUCGCACAAGUCAGACGGCAGAUUGAGGACCAUAAAAAACUUCAGGAGGAACUUGAUCAUCAACAGAAGAAGGUCGACAGUCUGCAGAACAUGGUGGUUGUCGUGGACGAUAAUAAUACAGAGUCUGCAUGCGAAGCUAUGGAAACUCAGCUUCAGUCCCUCGGCAAGCGAUGGGCGGCAAUUUGCCACUGGACGGAAGAACAAUGGCUGCUGUUACAACAAGUUCUACUGAAGUGGCAGGCAUUUUCAGACGAUCGGGCGACAUUUGCCGAAUGGUUGUCGGAUCGCGAAGUGUGGAUAGAAAGGAUGCAGAAGGAAGACCUGUCGGAUACAAACGUCGCUGUGAAGCAGGUUCAAGAACUGAAGACCAUUGAGCGUGAUAUGGUGACGCAGGUUCAGAAGUUUGAAGAUUUAUAUGAGACUGGUCAGCAGAUCGUCCUGUGUGUUAAUAAUGAAGAAGCCGUGAAGACGAUAUCGACCGAUCUCGAGAUGUUUCAGGAACGGUGGAAACUACUCGUGGAAAAUAUGGAGAUACAGAGUAAACAGAUUGUUGGUCUUGGGUUGGAGCUAAGUGAAGUUCCUGAAGUAUCGGAAGAAAUGACAGUCAGCUCUGAAGCUCGUUUAGAUGCUUCCACACCAAGCGACACAGGGAUGAAACGCCCUCGGUUAGAAUCACCCGCCAAACGACAGCUAGACUCGGAAAUGGCUGAGCUUAAUGAAUGGUUCGAGAAAAUCGAAUCAGGACUGGAGUUGCUGGCUCAGGAUGAGAGCACAGCGGGGGAAGAUUCAUUUACCCCCGAGGAACAGAUGGUCCUGAUUGAGGACAGUGAGAAUGAGAUAAUUAUGCAAACAUCAACUGUUGAAAAUGUCUUAGCCCUCGGAAAAACUGUACAAGAGGAACUUGAAAAGGCUGGUGAGUCGGCAGAUUCCGUUUCAACUACUGUCCAGAAUUUGGAGCGGAGAUGGAACGCAGUAAAAACGCUGCUGACGGGAACGAAAGUCAUCGUUGAGAGCAAUGUGAAUACGAAAAAGUUUUAUGAUGAACUGAAGUCUUUGACAGAGUUAGUUACGACAUAUGAGAAAUGGUUGACCGCCACGGAAAUUAUCGCCGAGGAAACACCUGAUAUAACCAGACAGAUGGAGCAGUGCAAGGUGAAACUGAGAGCGAUGCGUAGUCAGGAAGAACGAAUCCAAAAGUUGUCUUCUCUUGCGAACAGUCUUUCCUCUUCUGAUAACACAAUACGCUACGAUUUCGACACCUUCCAUACCAGGUGGAAAAAAGUCCUUCAAAGAAUAGGCGAACGUCAAGGUCAUCUUUCUGAGGCCCUGGAUCGCAUACCCCCGAGAGCAUACCUGGAGGCUAUGGAGGCCCUGCUCAAGUGGCUUACUAACAACCUCGAUGUGUUACAGUCUGAGAAAUUCACUGUCAACAACCUUCUGACAAUGGAGAAGCAGCUUAAACAGUUUAAUACACUGAAUGAAGAUCUCCACGAACAAAGAAGCAGCCGCGAUUACUUGACGAAAACUGGAAAUGACCUCAUUAUGAAAGCACCCUCUAGCGUUAAGGCUGCGCAACUGGAAAGUGACCUUAAGACUCUUAAUAAUAAGUGGAACACAGUUUCCAUGGCCAUGGAAACUAGGAUUCAGGAAUUGGAAAGUGCCAUAGAGCAGCUGCGGGAAUAUGAUACUCUUCGGGAUGGUUUUCGAACCUGGAUGACAGAAAUGGACAUUUUUCUGCAUGCCGAAGAUCCGACCAAGGGCGACCUUCCGACUUUAAAAGCUCAGCUGGCUGAGAGUGCAGGCGUGCAGAAUGAUAUCCUUACCCUCCAGAAAAACAUGGACCAGAUUAAUCACUUAUAUAGAGGCUUAUCGAUAAAUAUCGACUCAGCGUUCGAAGCAAAACUUUCGCAAGAGGUUGAAGAGGUUAACACAAACUGGAAUAAGGUGUUAAUGUUAGCAGAGCAGCAGCGUCAACGAUUGAAAGGCUCGUUAGAUUCGAGUCAGGAAGUUUAUCGUGAGAUUAAUAAGAUAAUCGCAUGGCUGGAGCCGUUGAAGGAAGAGAUUUCCAAUAAGGAUUACUCGGUGGAAAGUUUAAAUGAUCUUCAAGUGAAAUAUAAGAAAUUUAAGGGGUUACGAAGCGACAUGUUAGACCGAGAAGGGGAGGUUACUCAACUGACUGACACGGCCAACGAGAUGUUAUCGAAAGCUCCGUCAGGGAGUCUGCAGGAUUUGGCGCGUUCUCUCAUGCGAAUGAACACGUUGUGGUCGCAUACCCUUCAGCGGGUGGAGCAUUACCACAGGCUGUUUUUGUCGUCUGAUCAAACUUGGCGGCAAUUUAAGAAUGCUUUAGAUGAAGAAAGUCGUUACUUGGACAGACUGGAAUCCAAAAUGCGCCGAUCCUCGUUGUCAAGUGCUGAUGUUGAGGAAAUCUCAGAACAUAUGGAUGACAUGGAAUCAUACCUUCGAGAUCAUACAUCCGAGAAUCGAGCUACAAUUGAGGAAUUGAAACAAGAAAUGAUUGUCAACAGUGUAUUAUCUGACCUCGUCAAGUUGGAGUCAGACCAGUACGUCCGACGUCUAGAAUCUCUUGAAAAACAGGCGCGGGAAACAGUCAGACAACUAGAAGCCGGAAUCAAUGAAGCCCAAGGUGUUGAGAGACGCUUGUUACAAGUCACACAGUGGAUGUCGGAGGUGGAUACGGAGCUACAAAACCGUCUGGACGCCGAUGUCCUGGCUGGAGAUGUACCCGACGAGAGUGAGCAAAUGAAGGAAGAGUUUAGCCAACAAGAAGUCACGUUUCGCGAGCUAGACGGUCAGGUAGAGGCCUACAGGUCCUCGGGUAGGCUAGAGGCCGGGCAGAGACUGGAUUAUCAGCUACAGAGAAUUAAGCGCCAGAUGACCGAUCUCAACACAAAGUUCCAAAAGUUUCAGCGUCCUGCUGACUUUGAGCCAAAACAAAAUCAUGUGAAAAGAGAACUGAACAAUAUUCAGGACCGGAUUUAUAUGCUAGAAGUUCGGGGAGAGGAUACGGAGAAUUUACAUACCAAACAUGAACUGUGCAUGAAAUUCUACACAACCAUGAGUGAACUCAAGUCCGAGGUGGAAUAUGUGAUUAAGACUGGCCGAGGGAUGGUGGAUAAACGACAGGUCGAUUUCCCUGAUCGAUUAAGCAAACAGCUUGAUGCCCUGAAACAACAGUACAAUUCCAUAGGAGCACAGGUGACGGAAGGGAAGACGAAGAUAGAGAAAGCAAUGAAGCUCACAAAGAAGCUGCGUAAAGAGGCGUCUGCGGUACAUGACUUCAUCUCGCGUAGCAACGAAGAACUGGAUACUCGCAUUCAGGCAAACAGUGUGGAGAAUCGACACAAAGACCUGACUUUUGCCAAGGCGACGCUUGAGGAAAUGCUUCGUCGCAAGUCCUUGCUGACGUCGAUGCGCGAGCUGGUCCGACAGGUGGGCGAGAUAACAGAAGAUGGAGACGUAACAGAAUUGCGCACAAACCUCGACAAUCUUGUCAGGGAGUGGGACAAAUUAUCCUCGAGACUAACUUCCUGGAUUCAGACUUUACAAGCGAGCACACCGAUAAGUCCGGAUGAGAAGUUCCAAGACUUCCAGACAAAGUGUAUGAAACUGAAGGAAUGGUUAAGCCAAACCGAUGCCGUCAUACAAACACACACGUCUUUGCUGGAAGAACAACAGGCAUCAGAUUUCUGGAUUGCUAAACUGCAGACCUUACAAAAGAAUUGUAACGAGAAAACUAGUGACCUUGAAGAGGUACGAAUGAACGCUCUAGCCAUUAUGGAUGGUAGUGGGAGAUAUUCUGCCAUGGUGGAACCGGAACUGUCACAGAUAAACCAACAAUGGGAUGAACUCACCAAGACGCUUAAGGAGAAGAUCUCGAAAUGCCAAGAAAUAGCUGCUGCAAAACAACAUUCCCCUUCCCCACCACGCAUGGUUGAACACACAGAGGUCAAAGUUGAAGUUUCUAAAAAUACCAUCACCAAGGCAACCUCCCCAGAGGUCAUUUCUCCUAACAAGGUCAAAUCCUUUGAGAAUCAACAAGAUGUUUCUGAGGUCAUUUCACCUUUGAUAUUUUCUGAAGUUCAUUUAGAGGUCAAGGGCACAAGUUCAGCUGGUGCAGUGCAAGAAUCUAAUGACCUAGGAAAUGACCUUCACUCACCUUCACCUACUGUUGUCAUGGAAAUGAACUCAGUGACCUGUGUGUCACCCUUGACCUUUGCAGUAGACAAUGUGGAUGGCUCGCCUUCCAAGUUUCAUUCUAUUUAUGAGAGUACGCUGGAAAUGAUAGAGACUUAUCAACGAGAGCUAGUCAACUAUGGGGAGAUACAACCACAUGAUGUGAAAGGGGAUUUGCAGGAUAAUGCCAAGCAUCUUGACGAGAAUAUUCAAAACAUGAGUGGGAAAGUUGAAAACCUGAUAAGCCAAGGUGAGGUGUUGUCAAGGCAACUUGAAGACGAUGAUCCUUCAGAAAGUCUCCGAAUUCAGGCUGAAGUUGAAACCCUGAAGGAUGUAUGGGAGACAUUGAAAUCACACACGGAACGAAAGCGUAAACUCCUCGUCGUGAUUUUCCCACAGUGGUCCACCUUCGAAAAAACUGCACGAGACCUCGAAAUGAACCUUGAUGCGAUGGAAACCAACAUCAAAGUCGCGAAUAUCAACAAAGAAAUUCAUAAGGCUUUUGAGGAUGAAUUAAAGCGACGCCAGCGUGACCUUGACACACUUCGCACCCAAGGUCUACCCCUUCAGGAACGAGGAGCGGGCGCCAUUGUUGAGCCAGAGGUCAACCGUUUACAACGAAGAUGGCAGGAUGUAAACAACCAGGUUGCUAUGAUACAGUAUCCUCCUGUUCCCAUGGUAACAGACAAUACUCAAAAUCAGGUCACAAGAACUACAUACACAGUUGUGCAAUCCAGCGUGACUAGAGCAAGUUCGCCAAAAUCGACCUCCCAGAUUAAGGUGGAGAUUCGCCGAUUAUCAGAUCAAAUUGCAGACAUUAAUCGACAGUUAACAGGGCCUGAACUUGGAGGCAAGAAUUUCGAUGAGUUUUCAAAGCAAGAAGACAUUCUUCAAGGCAUUCAGUGGCAUAGGGAAGUACAAAGAAGAUUGGAAGAGGCCAAGGGUGGAAUCGAUCGAUUGGAUCGGGAAAAAGAGGAUGUGUUUGCGCAAUGUGAGGCGGAUGAGAAAAAGCGUGUCCGAACCAUGUUGGACGACCUUCACUCCUCAUGGCAGGAAAUCAAUGACGCAUACACAGAUAGACAUAGACGAUGGACAAAGGCAGCCGAACAGUGGCGCCAGUACCACAAAGAUGUUGCCGUAGUUACAAAAUGGCUGACAGAAACAGAGAAAAAGUUGGAAGAUCUCAAACUACUAGAUGACACAAAAGUUCUGGAAAAAGCAUACGGGGACAUUGAAUCCAGCCAGAAGAAACUUCAAGACACUGUUAACUCUAUGAACACAGCAGGCAAUGACAUUAUUCGUCAGUCAGCGCCACAAAGUGCGGCAACAUUGCAGGAAAAACUCCAUGAGCUGAAUGCACGUUGGAAACAGGUGUCUACAGAGAUAGCAUUUGGGCAAGAAAAACUUGAGCAGGCAAGUGUACGAACAAGUGAGUUUACGGACGACAUGGAUGAGAUGUUCUUCUGGAUUGACGAGACUGAGAAUAUUCUCGCCACACCCCUCCAGCUCGAUGCCGCCUUUCUUGAGGAUCUGCUGGAAAGAUUCAGGGACAGAGAAGACGACAUCUCGGUUAAGAAACAGAAUGUUACGGCCAUCAAUAAUGCGGGCCGGGCUCUUGGAAGACAAGAUGGAAUGAGCGGGGAGGAUAAGAACAAUAUACAUAAAGACUUGGACAAUCUGAACCAGCGGUGGGCAAAGGUGAUGAACGAAAUCCCUGACAACAUCCACAACGUUGAAAAGCAUUUACAUGAGUUACGAGAAUUCCAGAUGUCAAUUGACGAGACACAGCGAUGGGUGACUGAAACGCGCACGCUACUUCAGGCUAGACAUGCUCAGUCUGCGACUAGCACAGACGAACAAGACUCUAUAAUCAUAGAUCCACAGACAACACAAGAUGCAGUUAGAGCCAAGCAGAUGAAAAUCAGCAACAUAAACGAGACCAGUAAACGUGUAACAGAGGAAUACGAGCUCGCUACACUACCCCCAGCUUUACAAGGAAAGGUAGAUGCACUAAAUGCUGACUGGAGAGUAGUCACAGAACUUGCCGAAAAACUUGAACCAACUACGGUAGAUUCUUCAAUACACGAGAUCUUUACACAGGUAAAAGAAGCUCAGACAAAAGCAGCAGUCCCAUUGGCUACUUCCCCCAAAGAUGGGAAAUCUGAUUGGUCGGCUCUCGACCAAUCAGUGGCAGAGUUACGUGAUUGGCUUACUUUGCUGGAGAGGAUGUUAAAGUCUCAGAGAGUGGCUGUUGGAGACAUGGACGAAAUUGAAGAACUGAUUAAAAAAUAUAAGGGCAACUUACAAGAUAUGGAGGAUAAACGUGGAAAACUGGUCGAGAUCUCAGACACCACCACGUGGUUGCAGGUGCUUCCGGCUCGGAGCCCUGAACAGAAAGCUUUCUUAGAAAAAGCUGAUCGUUUGCAAGAGCAAUGGGCGACUACUGAAGUUAGUGUCAAAAAUCGCGAGACAGAGCUAGAAGGCAUGUUGACAGCAUGUGGUACAUUCGAAGAUGCCCAUGCUGACUUUGAACACUGGCUAACAGGCGUAGAGGGUGAAUUGGCAACUGACACAACGGCAAACCUUAACACGCAAAGACUGCGGAAACAGAAUAAGACACUUCAAGCAGAGGUAUCAGAAUGGCAAAUGAAGGCGGAUGCGCUGAAGGACCUGGCGAAUUCUCUCAUCACUCAAUAUUGUGCGGACGAUACCAGUCUCAUUAAUAUUCAGCUGGAAAAACUCAUGACUAGGUGGACAGCAGUACUUAACAAGCUAGCAAGUAACAUUCAAGUCGCAGAUAAAAGUCUACAGACAGCGGAGCAGUUUUACGCCGCACUGGAAGAGUUCAUAGCAUGGAUGGAGGGUGUUGAUAAUAGCUUUAAUCGAUUAGCUGAAGAAACAGCGAAACCAGACGUAAUCGAUAAUACCGAUCUCUGCAAUCUGUACUUAGAAGAAUUUCGGGACCUCCAGGCUGAGGUCGACAGCCAUCAAGGCGGGUUUGACUCACUGACAGGGGCGGGGCAACAGUUAAGCACCAGAAUGGGUGGGGCUGAUCUACAGCAGCUGCAAAGACGAUUGGAGGAAAUGAACCAACGAUGGCUCGCACUCAUGACCAAGUCCAUGCAGAUAAGAGGUCGCCUGGAGACAAACACUGAGCAAUGGCUGCGUCUUCUACACACUAUCGAGGACCUCCUAGCGUGGAUACUUAAAGCUCAGCAUGAGCUUAAAGCUCAGAGACCUGUUGGGGGAGAUAACUCUUCACUUUUGAAGCAGUUGGAUGUUAAUCAGAAAUUACGAGACCAUUUGAGUGUAAAGCGUUCACUCGUGGAACAGACAUUAACUGCAGGACGUCAGUACCUUCAAGGGGAAGGAGAGGAUAAAAGACUCUCGACGGACAGCGGCGAUAGCGCUGAUACAGAUGAGACGAGUAGUUUGGAGAAAUCACCGGAGCGUGAAGCUCGUCAGCUCGUGAAGAAGAUCCGACGUCAAGUUCGUCUGCUCAACAGGAAGUGGGUGGAGCUAAACCAGUCCUGCAACCAAUGGCAGGCAAUCCUUGAUGAAGUUUCGGAGAAAAUGACAUACUUCCAAGAUGCGCUUGAUGACCUCCAAGAGAGCUUAUCGCGUGCCGAGGCGGAGAAAAAUACCUGGCCCCUCAUUGCAGAUAUUCUUAUUGAAAAUCUGCCGUUUGAAAUUGAGAAAACAAAGACGUACCAGCAAGCAGUGGCUCCUAUUCAAGGGCAGGUGGACAGUGUUAACGAUCACGUUAACGAUUUCGAGGCUGCUAAUGUUGUACUUUCUCACGUAAUCAUUCAUAAACUGGAAGAUUAUAAGACAAGAUGGAAAGAAAUCCAGUUGUCUGCAGAAGAUCGACUAAAGAAUCUACACGAUGCCUUACGAACAUUCGGUCCAAACUCUCAGCAUUUCUUAGCAGCAUCAGUCGAGUCACCUUGGGAACGGUCGGUUGCAGGAAACAAAGUGCCUUACUAUGUGAAUCACAAUUCGGAGACAACUCAUUGGGACCACCCGGAAAUGACCAACCUCAUGGAUGCACUGAAUGACCUCAACAACGCUCGAUUUGCAGCUUACCGGACGGCUAUGAAACUAAGACUGGUGCAGAAGAAACUCUGCUUGGACCUUGUAGACUUGCAAGUUGCCACAGAAGAGUUUGAAAAACAAGGAAUGAAGGGACGUAAUGAUAAACUUCUUGACGUUGUUGAGGUGAUUAACUGUGUAGCUGCAAUGUACGAGGCUUCGGCACGAUCUCAUGAGCAACUCGUCAACGUCCCGCUAUGUGUCGACCUCGUUUUGAACUGGCUCCUCAAUGUUUAUGACGUAACUCGAAGUGGGAAGAUCAGGGUGUUAUCAUUCAAAGUUGGCAUCGUACUCAUGUGUAACGGACAUGUCGACGACAAAUACAAGUUUCUGUUCCGGUUGAUUGCUGACAAGAACGGAUCUACUGACCAGCGAAAAAUGGGGCUGUUGCUUCACGACUGUAUGCAGUUGCCAAGGCAACUAGGUGAAGUGGCAGCAUUUGGUGGAAGCAAUGUUGAACCUAGCGUGCGGAGUUGCUUUGAAAAGGCCAACAGUCGACAGGAAAUCAAUGUGAACCAGUUUUUAGACUGGUUGAGACAAGAGCCCCAAUCUCUCGUCUGGGUUCCCGUCAUGCAUCGAUUGGCAGCGGCUGAACACGCCCGACAUCAGGCAAAGUGCAAUAUAUGUAAAACAAUACCAAUCAUAGGUCUCAGGUACCGUUGUCUACGAUGUUUCAACUUCGACAUGUGCCAGAACUGUUUCUUCUCAGGGCGAAAAGCGAAACAUCACAAGCUCACACAUCCCAUACAAGAGUACUGCACAACUACCUCUUCAGGUGAAGAUAUUCGAGACUUCACAAAGGUCAUGAAAAACAAGCUGAGGUCGAAGCGAAGUUUCCGGAAACAUCCCCGGCUCGGUUAUCUCCCAGUGCAAACCGUCCUAGAAGGUGAUGCUUUAGAAAGCCCCGCCCCAUCCCCACAGCAUAGUAUAUCACAAGACAUGCACUCUCGUCUGGAACUAUAUGCAAACCGUCUAGCCGAGGUGGAACAACAACAGGCUACACAGACGCCUGACGUAGAUGAUGAGCAUCACCUUAUUGCCCAGUACUGCCAGAGCCUCAACGGUGACACUUCACAACAUGCUUUGAAGAGCCCAAUGCAGAUUAUGAUGGCGGUGGAUGUUCACCAGAAAUCAGAACUUGAGGCCAUGAUUCAUGACUUGGAAGAAGAAAAUAGGACUUUACAAGCCGAGUAUGAUCGAUUACGAACGCAACAAGAACACAAUAACAAUAAAAGCCAAAUCGAGGACCUUCCAGGAAUCGAUGGGGAGUUUCCGAGUCAUGACGCGGAAAUGCUUGCUGAAGCCAAACUGCUUCGACAACACAAGGGACGUCUUGAAGCACGGAUGAGAAUUUUGGAAGACCAUAAUCGACAGCUGGAGGGGCAACUACAGAGAUUGCGACAUCUGCUGGAUGUGUCAGGAGAGAAGAGUGUUUCCCUGUCCUCAUCAACCCACGGGUCACUGCCAACAACGCCCAGUUCAUCUCACUCAUCCCUCCCACAGGAAAACCGAGAACCAAUUCCUGGGACAAGAAUUUUUAAUCCUCAAUUGGAGUCAACCCCACAAAUCAACGGGCAUUCUGGAGGUAUCGAAGACACUAGUGGGCCAGUUUUGGGAUCAGACAAUAACCUACCACCCUACAAUCCCGACAGAGCCAGAGGAAGUAACAAUGUUGGGGAACUGUUUAACAGAGCUGGCCAAGUGUGGAAAGCAGUAGGAUCUUUAGUGACAGUGAUGACUGAUGACAAUGAAGAAGAUGAAGACACAAAACACUGACAUCAUCAGUGAUGUCAUCAUAUUCGGAGCACAUUUGUGAUGUAGUCAUUUUGAAAAUCCUGCUAUGAUGUCAUUGCUUCUAGGGAAUGAAUCUGUGAUGUUGCUUUUGAGAACCAUUAGAAAAUAACCUUAUUCAUCAUUUUUUUUGAAAAUCCUGUUGUAAGGUCAUCAAUUUCUGAGAACAUAAUUGUGAUGUCAUCACUUUUUCAUAACACUAAUGAUGUCAUCACUUCCUGUUAUCCUUUUGAGAAAACCCUGCUGUGAUGUCAUCACUUUGUGUUAACAUGACUUCGAUGUCAUCAUUUUGAGAGAACAUUGCUGUGAUGUCAUCUCUUUGCAUGAACAUGACUGUGAUGUCAUCAUUUUGAGAAAACCCUGCAGUGAUGUCAUCACUUUGUGAAAACACUGCUGUGAUGUACUCAUUUAGUGAAAGAAAACACCACAAAAACCAUUAUGAUGUUAUCAAUAUCAUUUACUUGUAUGCUUGUGUUUGAUUAGUGACAUCAUAGCUUGUGACGACAGCUCUUUCAAAGGAUGUAUUGAAGCUUGAGUCUAGGAUUUUGUUGAACAUAUAGUUAGUCUUUCUACUAACAUAAAAAAUCAAUGUGUUCAUUUAUAGACACAAACUCCUAAUAAGUGGUAGUACAGAUAUCAGUUUCUCAUGAUGGUAAAUAGUCAAUAUAUUUUAAAGUUGUACUAUUACAAUUUUACUAUUUAAAACAAUUUUUAUUUUUUGUCUUGUAAUGAGUAAAUUUUUGCAUUGAAUUCUGGAAACCAGUUAUUUAAGAUUGCUGACAAAAGAUCAGAUUGCAGUCAUUCAUAUUUACGUUCCAAAAUUGAUGUUUUAUGACUAAAGCGAUAAUAACGUUUAAGAAAAAAAAAAAAUCAGCAGUUUGGCAAGCAGUUGAGUUCUAUUCUAUUCUGAGUUAUCUUAUAUGACUAAAUUGAAGAAAUUGAUGUGAAAAUCAGCUGACAGUAUAUAUAAGAAAAACCGCAAUCCAUGAGAGUGCAGCUUUAAAAAAGAAAUUGACUGAUUUAUGUUGAUAGAGAAUGAGAAAGGGACUUUGUGCCUUAUACGAAAAUUAUGAAAGAAUGGUAGAAAAAAAGGUUGUACAUAGUGGGAAUAUGACAACUCAGUUUUAUUUAUUGGGAAACAUCAUCCUUCUUUGUCCGAAUGAGAAUGGGAGAGGUCUAGUUGUUUUGAUGACUGCCUCUCACCAAAAAGGUUGUAGGUUGGAUUCUCGUCUCAUGUCAAAGAGAACCAGUACUGGGAAUAGUUUCCAUAGUGAUUUAAAUCAACAUGAAACUUUCUUCACAAUUAAUCAUAAAGAGAUUAGUAUAAUCUAUGUCUGAGCAAAUAGGGAAGCCAAUGCUUGGAAAUUUGUUUUUAGGUGGAAAAUUGUAAAAAAAAGUUUAUUUUCCACACUUCCUUAUUUUUUUACAUGUUAAUGGUUUGAGUGGAGAAUGUAGAAGUUCAAAACAUAUCUAAGAAACGAUUGCAUAAAAAGUUGAAAACAACUGAUAAUUUUCAAUUUUGUGAUGAUUUCUUUGGACACUCAAAUGUCGAAAUUCUAAAAUUAUACCCUUUUUUCUUUGACAAAACCAUUUUUACUUUUGUAUUACAUGUAUACAUAUGAUAUUGAUAUGAGACCAUUUAACAAGAGUAGAUUGUUCUAUUCUUUUAUGCAUUGCAAUAACAUUUAUUUAAUAGCAUAUGUAAGAGAUUUUAGUUUGAUGUUCUGUGCUUAUCAGCACAGCCAGAUUGAGUUGUGAAAAAAACAUUAACAUAAAGGAUGUAAGGGCUAUUCCAGUAAAACAUAUGUCCCACCCCAGGAAGGCACUUUCAAAAUGGACCAUCCCCCUUCAGAAGUUUAUUUGAUGAGAAAAGAACCCCCUUUAGAAUAUUUUCUGAGCAAAUUCGGACCCCCUUGAGAAGUUUAUUUUUUUAUACGUCUAUAUGCAAAGAUUAUUUGCAAUUACUCUUUUGUAACUCUUUGAUCAGGUGAGCUAUAUAGGACCUUAUAGCUCACCCUAGUUUCUAAGCCAAUCAUCACCCAGAGAUUUUCAAAUCUUUGCUCGAAUAGGUUUCAUAUAAGAUCACAUCUGCACCCAAUAAGUUAAUUAUUAUAACUAGGUCAACAGACAUGGCGCGCGCCAAAUGAACUUCGAGCAGCCAAUGGGCACGCUGUAUACGUCUGGGACCGGUCAUAAAUCGUGUCUGACCGGUCGCCAAUUGCAAAAUCUUGGUCCGGGACCGGUGGCAUUUUCCGAAAAUCAGAGUCCCAUAAUGUAGUGUAUCCAUGUGGAGCUAGUACUGAAAAAAAGUAUGGCAUGCUGGCCCAAGUCUGACAGCUCCUUUAAUUGAUUGACUUGUUUUCAGUUCAGCUUUCAUAUUAUAAAUACAGAUUACCAACGGACGGUGGGAUACGAAUUGUUAUAUCGGACUCGAGACGUACUUUGCGGAAACACCAGAUCGCACGAGCGGCUUGCCGCGAUUGUGAUCGGGUGUUUCCUCCAAGUACGCCGAGAGUCCGAUACAACGAUUCGUAUCCCACCCUCCGUUGGUAAUCUGUUUAUUAUAUGCCUCUAUUCUGUGUCUAAGGGUUAAAUUCACACAGUAACAUAGAUUCUAACAUGAUACGUGACGUUGCCACUGUAAACAAAGAACAAAAACGAUUGUUGUUAAUUCCGCAAUGAAUAACAGUUGACGUUUUGACGUCAUUGUUUACUUAACGACGUCAAUGGUUGCUAUUCGACGAGAGCUACAGUGGAAUAUGGAAUCGGAUUCCACUCAGUGGAAUACAAGGUUCCGUAUUCCACUCUAGGAAUACAAAGGAAAAUACCCGAUAUCAGAGAGAGGCAUAUAAUAAAUGUUUAUAUUAGUAUUGAGCCUUUGCAAGUUAAUCUAGCAUCUAUGUACAAAGAUACAUUAAUACGGAUCUAUUCUAUAAAGAUUCACCACACCAGUUUAUUACCUUUGAUUCUCCAAUUGGGAACACCUAUAAUUGAACGAUCCCCAAAGUGCAACAUAAUGAAAUCAAAAUGCCAUUAUUUGGGGACUAUACUAUAGCCACCACUAUUCUAUGUUUACCAUUGAUUGGGGAUCGCUCAAGUACAAGCUACUCCUGCAGCUGUAAUAUAUCAUUUUCACAAUUCAAUAGCAGUAUUUACAGAACAUUUUUUUCAAAGUUCACAAAAAAAGAGAGUGAAUUCUCAUCAUUUAAUACAUGGGUGAAAGUGUUUGAAACUGAAAAGCCCGAAAUAGCCAUGGGAAACCGCAUGGAUGAAAAACAAAAUCUUGUAUUAAUGCAACAAAGUCCACAAGUACAAAAAAAAUCGGCAGCACUUCCCCAUAGGACAGAGCCAAUUUGAUUUAUAUAAUACUGUUGCAUGACUUUUAAAUAGGAGUUGGACAAGACAGAAAUAGAAAAGGCUUGGUCUAGUAUUUCUGACUCAUAAUUGGCUAGUGCCCGUGUUCAGAAAUACCACCUUUUCCCAGUUAGAUAGACAAUAAAACUCUGUUACCUGUUAUCCCAGUCUUCUGAUUAGAUCAUGCAAAUUCUGAUGUUCGCUUUAUUGUUUAAAUCCUAAGCAUAUAUGCCUCUACAAAUUCACUAGACAUAUAAUGAUAUACAUUAUUGACAGUCCGCAAGACACCAUUCUCCGUUUCUGGUUAAAAAAUUCUCUGUUAUUCAGUCAUUCUAUAGUUAUUUAUAGCAACUUCCGAAACUUUGAAAAAUCAUUAAAAAAUGACGGAAAAACUAAACAGAUUGUGUUGACAGAACUUUUCCUAUAUAGAUCUAUAUGUUUGAAAAAAGAUGUGGACAGAAGAUCGGAACUGACCGAGAAUGUACGAUUUACGAUAACGGCAAGAACGGUGGAUAACGGCAAGAAACUUUCACCCAUGUAAUUAUAUACAACCUAAAAAUAACUUGUGGUCGAAAUGUUAAGGGGACGAAACAUUCGGAUUUAUAACAUUUACGCAAUACGUACAAAUUAUGAUUUCUAAUAAAAUUCUAGACAACUGUUGUCAAUUUGGUAUACUUACCACGAAACGUAUCCACACAUGCGGCGCAACUAUUGGUUUCUAGCCAAUGUUGUAGGUUGGUCUUCGACCACGACUUUACAAAUUCUGGCGCCUCCGCCAUCUUGUUGUCAAGGGACGCAACUUCUUCUGAUUUCCGGUACCGCGGAACCGACUCGUAAUAUCGCGAAAAUUUGUAUCCAAACCAAUUCUGUACACGACGUUCGGUAAAAUAUGUUAUAUGGAUAAAAAAACACGGUAUUUCACCAUCGGGCAGUGAAUAUAAAUGAGCAGAUACGGUCAGAAGCAAAAAAGAAAAUGACGCCCCCCUAUAGAAGCGAAAUUGGACUUAUCACCACCCCCUACAGUAGCAAAUUAAGAAAAAGACCUACCCCCUACAGAAUUUCUUUAUUUUGCCGUCCUGGGGUGGGACAUAUGUUUAACUGGAAUAGCCCUAAGGCAAAAAUUGUAUGCAAUUGAAAAAUGUUCAACAUUAUUUUGUUUUAUAUUUUAUUUUAUUGAAUCUUUACUAGUUUGUAAACAUUUUUUAUUUCCUAAUUACCCACUUGUUGUAAAUAGAUGCAUACAGGACUACAAUGGAUAGCCAUUUAUUUAUUGAGGUGCUAUGGUAUAAAUGCAUGUUUUAAAAAAAUGAAUAAGUACCUUGAAGGGUGUCUUUAUAGAUAGACACAAUUUAUUAUAAUGUAUGUAAUAAAUUCAACAUGCCUUCAUAGAAUACUGGUUAAGUUAUAGUAGCUUCCCAAAUGUCAGUUUAAAAAUACUAUGAUAAUGGUAGACCCUCCUUUUAAGAUAAUUUAAAGCCAAUUAUAGGCUGUCUAUUUAUUAUGAUAAUAUUUUUAUAGAACUGAUUUUGGACUUUGAUAUUAGUUUAUUAGCUACUGGAAUUAGCUAGCUUUAUAAUAGCAUACAUAUAAUUUAUCAUUUACAUGUAUACAAUCUUGUAUGUAUGAAUAAAUAUAUAUACUUAUGUAGUUCUAUGGUAGUGUGCACAAGGUUUAUAUGUGGAAUUAUACAUGUAUAUUUCAUUUAAUGUGCACAAUGAAUCAGAAUGUAUAAUUAAGAGUCACAUUACUUUAAUGUAUAAUUAAUAGUCACACAUUUGUAUUAAAAAUGCUUUAUCUGAGACUUUAAUAGAUUUUGUUUCAUUUGUAAUUGUCAUUAGUGUUCUCUGAAGACCUUCAAGAUUAACAAUGAUAAGCUGAUUUUAGGCAUCCAAGAUUAUUGGGUAUUUGACCAUAAGUGCAUAAAGUAAUGGGUAUUUUAACAUAAAUGCAGAAAAGAAUAUAUAUAUAGAUGUAUAUAUAAAAGUAAUAUGCCUAUUUUAGGCACCUUAGAUUAUUGGGCAUUUUACUAUAAAUGCAAAAAGUUAUUAGAUAUUUUACCAUGAACACAUAAAGUUAUUACGUUUUUUAACAUAGAUGCAGAAAAGAAUAUAUAUAUAUAUUAUAAUACGCUGAUUUUAGGCACCUUAGAUUAUUGGGCAUUUUACUAUAAAUGCAAGAAGUUAUUAGGUAUUUUACCAUGAAUACAUAAAGUUAUUAGGUUUUUACCAUGAAUGUAUAGAGUUAUAAGGUAUUUUACCAUGAAAGGAUUACAUUAUUGGAUAUCUGGGUAAUACCUUAGAUACAUUUUCGUUUUACGUUUUAAAAAUGGAUAAGGUUAUUUGGUAUGUUAUCCUUCUCCUAAUAUUUCCCCACUUUAUACAUGUAAGCGAGCUGAUAGGAUAUACUUGUUUUAGAAAAAUUGGUUGUGUGUUCAAAUUGUGAUGAUCAUUUGAUUGAAUAAACAUAAAUUAUUCAUGCAAAUAAAUUUAAUAACAAAUAA
Molecule: messenger RNA, 19501 nt
Organism: Mya arenaria
Lineage: Eukaryota; Metazoa; Mollusca; Bivalvia; Myida; Myidae
Product: dystrophin-like
Exons: 72
Coding region: 835-13632 (4265 amino acids)
Biological process (GO): synaptic signaling
Cellular component (GO): plasma membrane
Molecular function (GO): protein binding; zinc ion binding
Source: RefSeq, a predicted model, not a curated record